AUGAACUCUUCUAUGAUCUCAUCCACUCAUGGCUCAUCGCCAGAUGACUCUGAUUCACUUUCAGCAUCAUUUUUUAGCUCAUCUUCAAACUUACCUGCAUCAUUUUCCAAUUCACCUUCAAUGGACUCCAAACUAUUUUCUAAAUUAUCCACAUCAAUUGCAAAAUUGUUAUCAAAUUAA
Entrophospora sp. SA101 is the source of this 180-nucleotide messenger RNA. The record is from the annotation of a GenBank genome assembly. NCBI's taxonomy places the organism in Eukaryota, Fungi, Glomeromycota, Glomeromycetes, Entrophosporales, Entrophosporaceae.